Pseudomassariella vexata is the source of this 816-nucleotide messenger RNA. RefSeq names its product thioredoxin-like protein. The transcript is spliced from 2 exons. Gene Ontology annotation, biological process: cellular response to oxidative stress. Gene Ontology annotation, cellular component: Golgi lumen; cis-Golgi network; fungal-type vacuole. Gene Ontology annotation, molecular function: glutathione disulfide oxidoreductase activity. NCBI's taxonomy places the organism in Eukaryota, Fungi, Ascomycota, Sordariomycetes, Amphisphaeriales, Pseudomassariaceae. The record is from RefSeq and is a predicted model, not a curated record. The coding region runs from base 1 to 816 and encodes 271 amino acids.
AUGCCGUCAGCACGACGAGUACGCCUCUUGAUAAUGGUGGUCAUGGCCACCGUCAUCACUACACUUUUCUUCACUUCACAGUGGCGCGCAUCGCACGAUCAAGACUCUCGCACGAUACAAGACUUCUACCAUAAAACGGUUAAUGCCAUGGAUCAGAAACGGGGAAGCGGAGGGGCCCAAAUACCCAUGGGUGGCAAGGGUAUCGUAGUAAACGACGCCAAGGAUAAGGACGGGGAUGGCACAAUUGACGAAGACGACAAGCAGAUGGCGGCGGAGAUGGCGGAGCGACUGCGGGCGGCCGAACAGAAAGCCAAGGAAAACGCCAAUGCAAAGGCGCCGUUGAGGCCAGAUGCGCCGCACCAGGUAGUGGGCGUUGGAAGCUCAGCAGGCGGCCAGAAGAAGGCAGCAAACGCGGAGACAGAGGCCGAGGCCGAGUCGGAAGAGGAGCAUGCACUUGAGCAGACGUUGAACGAUAUUUUCAAGAGGUCUCCAGUCAUCAUCUUCUCCAAGUCAUAUUGCGCCUUCUCGAAACGAGCGAAGAGCGUGCUCCUUGAGAAGUACUCCAUUGACCCGCCGCCAUACGUUGUCGAACUUGACGAACACCCACUGGGCAAGAAGUUGCAAGAGAAACUGGGUCAAAUGACGUCGAGAUUAACAGUUCCCAAUAUUAUGAUCAACGGCAAGAGCAUUGGUGGCAGUGACGACAUUGCCGAGCUCGACGCGAGGAAGACCCUGAUAGACAAGGUCAAGUCUAUGGGCGGGAAACGAGUGUCGAUGAAGGAGAGGUUUGUCGGCAACUCCAACAAGAGAGAAUAA